Messenger RNA from Pediculus humanus corporis (human body louse), 408 nucleotides. RefSeq lists its product as uncharacterized. Bases 1 to 408 code for a protein of 135 amino acids. The transcript has 2 exons. The record is from RefSeq and is a predicted model, not a curated record. NCBI's taxonomy places the organism in Eukaryota, Metazoa, Arthropoda, Insecta, Psocodea, Pediculidae.
AUGGAUGUUUAUAAGCUAGAUCAAUCGACUAUCGGUUCGACUAUCGGAAAUGCUCCGCCGCCGGAAAAAAUUCAGCCCCAAGUGACCUUCGAUGCUGGGGCAGAAUUUAACCUGAGCUUUUUUGACAAUCCAGACGAUCACGAAAGCACUCAAGGAUUCAGCGAUCCGGGUUCGGUGGGUUCGGUACCGGAACCAUCACCUCCGCCACCUCCUACAUCAACACAACCAACAACUCACCAACAGGGAACUUCGUCAUCAUCGAAUUUAAAUUUGGUACAACUUCAACCCCCGACAUCGAGCAAUAAUUCAAAACAAGAAAUGGAAAAACUCGUCUGGGAAAUCAAAAAGCAGACGCAUGCUCAAAAUACUUUAGUUACCCAUUCGAGAAAAAUCAAUGAAUUUACCUGA